AGCCAUCGUGUUGUUGUGGUUUCUCUUGAAGGUUUGUAAUUAUGAAGCUCCAUCAAGUUGUGAUUGUUACUCUUCUUGUGAUUGGUUUGUGUGAUGCUUGGCGAAAUUUGAAGCAGCGUCAAAGUCCCAGGAGUAUGCAACCGAAGACAGGUCCUCUCUCAUCUGCGUCCCGAGGAUCUGUGCCAGUGCCUCCAGGUCUUUGGAACCCUUCACAAAUGUCUUUCCAGAAUCCGGGUCCAUUGAGGUCUGACACCAAAAAAUUGCCACAAGACCCUUUUGGUGUUCAGUCUCAGCAGGUGAUGCAGGCUGUUGUGGAGCCUCUGGACUGGAGGUAUCCCGUGGUUCCAGAAAUCCAGGCCAACGUGGCAGUGGACUUUCAGCAGAAACAGCCUGUGACGCCCAGCAGCGUUGCCAUCCAAUGUGGAGAGAGUUCGAUUCUCGUGGAGGUGAAGCAAGAUCUGUUCAGUAACGGGCAGCUGAUCGAUCCAUCAGGUCUUCAUUUGGGUGGAUGUUCUCCGGUCGCUCAGGACUUUGACUCGAAAAUCCUCAUCUUUGAAUAUGCGCUCCAGGACUGUGGUAGCGUACUAAUGAUGACCAACGAUGAGCUCGUCUACAUGUUUGUGCUCACCUACACCCCUCAGCCUCUCGGUGGCACGAUGAUCAACAGAGCCGAUGGUGCUACUGUUAACAUUCAGUGUCAUUAUCAAAGAAAUUACAAUGUGAGCAGUAAUGUUUUGAAUCCAGCGUGGGUCCCUUACUCCUCAACCGAGGUUGGAGAGGAAGUUCUGCUCUUCUCCCUGAAGCUCAUGACCGAUGACUGGAUGUAUCAGAGGCCUUCUGCACAGUACUACCUGGGUGACAUCAUUAACAUUGAAGGUUCUGUGAAGGUUUAUAACCACGUUCCUCUGCGAGUGUUUGUGGAUGGCUGUGUGGCCACUCAAGUGCCUGAUCCCAGAGUUCCUCCCCAAUACUCCUUCAUUGAGAAUAAUGGAUGUUUUGUGGAUGCUAAGAACACCGGGUCCAGUUCUCAUUUUCUGCCUCGCACUCGGACCGACGCAAUCCAGUUUCAGCUGGAGGCGUUCCUGUUCAAGCAGCAAACCAAUCCAUCUAUUUAUAUCACGUGUCUCCUGAGGGCCACUACUGCCGUUGCAUCCACAGAUGCCCAGCACAAGUCUUGUUCUUUCAUUGGCAAUAGGUGGUUUGCUGCUGAUGGUAAUGAUCAGGUUUGUGGUUGCUGUGACUCCACGUGUGGCCCUGAGACUACAUCUGCAGAUGUUCAAUGGGAAGGCAAGGCAUCCGUCGGUCCCCUCACGGUUAAGGCACAAUAGUUUGUUUCUAAAUAAAAGUGGAAGAUUUAGCA
Messenger RNA from Paramisgurnus dabryanus, 1360 nucleotides. RefSeq names its product zona pellucida sperm-binding protein 3-like. NCBI's taxonomy places the organism in Eukaryota, Metazoa, Chordata, Actinopteri, Cypriniformes, Cobitidae. Gene Ontology annotation, cellular component: extracellular matrix. Gene Ontology annotation, biological process: binding of sperm to zona pellucida; egg coat formation; positive regulation of acrosome reaction. The record is from RefSeq and is a predicted model, not a curated record. Gene Ontology annotation, molecular function: acrosin binding.